GCGCGAAGAAGGACGUUUCUUGAGGAACGCCCCCUGGGCAUUGAACCGCCUAGGGAAGUACCGGGUGGGAUAGAGGCUAGGUAAAGGAAUAAGCGAUGGAGGAAGAAAUCGAGGAUCAGCAGGGCAAAGGGAGUCAGGGUACGAAAGGGGAUGGGGAACGAAACGAGGGAUCAGCGAGGGACCGAGAGUCAGCCAAACCGGAGGGAACCCGAGAAGACGGGAAGGAUUUCUCAACAGGAGAAAGCUCGGGGAAAGCUGGGGGUAGAAAAAGGGGAUCUCAGGAAAAUAGGGAAGAGGGAAACGAGAUGAGAGCGAGCCCUCAGAGCUCAGCGGGAGUCACCCCCAAAAAGACGAAGGUCUUGGACACCCGCCGUAAGCUGGCAGAAAUAGAAAAGCGUACUGUAGAAUUUAAAGCAAGACUUAUUGAGCAGAUGAUGGCUGGAGACGAGGAGGAUCUCCAGGGCUUGGGAUCAGGGGAAGGACGCAGGGCCAGUCAGGACGAGGUCAGGUAUGAAGGGAAGGAUAACAAUCAUAGGGAAACGCCUAAUGCAAAGAAGAAACUCACGUUCGAUGGGGCCAACAUUACGGAGUUUCUAAUAGAUUAUGAGAACCUAGCAGCCUUACUGAAGUGGACGGAAGAGGAAAAAAUGGAGCACCUAGGGCAGCACGUGUCGCUAAGCUUGGGAAGGGACAUUAUAGCCAUCGUCGCCUCCAAUGGAUCCUGGAAAGAGACCAGGAAUGAGAUGAUGAGGAAAUACCUGAAGGCAGAGAAAAUGGCAACAGAGGCCGAACUAGCCGCAGUCCAGAGGAAAAACUAUGCGACUUACAACGAUUUCCUGAGGGCAUUCACGUUAGUGGCUCUGCGAAUUCCCGGGGUAACGGACCGCAUAAUGAGUAAAUACUUCCUCAGGCAGUUCUCCGAGUUUGAUAAAGAUAAGAUUUUGUCAGCAUACCAGCAGACCAGUAAGUUCGAGUACACGAGAGAUGUGGACUUCAGCACCGUAACAGACCUCGCGGAAAAGACAGUGGUCACCGAGACACUAGCCCUGCUCAAGGAAGGAGAAGUUAUAGAUCUGAUUGGGAAGACGGGGGAUAAGGUCAAGAAAGGGAUAGAAAGCUUGCACGAGCGAGUGCAUGGGGUUGACAGCAAGAUGGAAAGAAUGGAAAAUGCACUGUUAGUAAUGCAGGCGCAAGUGUCCAGACCCGCCCUCCCGCCCCAAAAGGCCGUGGUUCCGGCAGCCGUAGCAAACCGGGGAUUUGGCAGAAGGGACCCGACCAACGAACAAUGCAAGUAUUGCAUCAUGAUCGGGAAUUUCGUACGGGCCUGCCCGAGACUCAAUCACGAUAUUGAGCGGCAGAGGUGCAGUAGGUCCCUCAAAGGCGAGAUCCUCGGACCCCGAGGGGAGCGUGUCAAUUGGAACUCGCCAGGAGGGAUGCGGCGAGUCGUCAUUCUCAUGAACAACCUAGAAAUAGCUGCCGUAGAAGCAGAACCGAUAGCCGAGAUUGCCUGGAACCAGCCAAGGGGACGGGGGCCACAGGCCAAUUUUAUCCUAGAAGGCAAUAGCCAGGACAGGGUAAACAUCACCACUCGCCGGGCCGACGCAGAAAAGAAGCUUGUUCAAGAUACAGUAAUGGAAGAAAUCGCAGGGACUAGCACGGGCCAGCAAGAGACCGAAGCCGGGGAUCAAGAGAAGGUCUAUGGGAAGCCGAGAGAGGAGGAGCCAGUAGACAAGGAUACGGUGGCAAAAAGAAGUUCAGGUAUCAAAUUCCGAUCCUAACUUCGCCAGAAAUCGACGGCACCUUGAGUAAGCUACUGGGUACCAUGGUAUCCGUGUCCUUUCAGA
Messenger RNA from Chara braunii, 1844 nucleotides. The record is from the annotation of a GenBank genome assembly. NCBI's taxonomy places the organism in Eukaryota, Viridiplantae, Streptophyta, Charophyceae, Charales, Characeae.